Messenger RNA from Brassica oleracea var. oleracea, 834 nucleotides. Its product is annotated as probable peroxygenase 7. The transcript has 6 exons. Bases 57 to 668 code for a protein of 203 amino acids. Gene Ontology annotation, molecular function: monooxygenase activity; calcium ion binding. The record is from RefSeq and is a predicted model, not a curated record. Lineage: Eukaryota; Viridiplantae; Streptophyta; Magnoliopsida; Brassicales; Brassicaceae.
GAAAGCUUGUGUUAAACUUGUUUCCUUACUAACUUGUCCGAUUUUCUCAUUAGGCCAUGGCUCCUUCCGCUGCCUCUUCAAACACUAAAGAAGGAGAAUCUGGUGAGGAAGGAUAUACUGCAUUGGAGAAACAUGUAGCCUUCUUCGACAGGAACGGAGACGGCGUCAUUUAUCCUUGGGAAACCUACCAAGGAUUUAGAGCGAUAGGGGUAGGGCGUCUCCCGUCAGCUAUUGCUGGUCUCUUUAUCAACAUGGGACUUAGCCAGAAAACUCGCCCGGGGAAGGGAUUCUCGCUGUUGUUUCCAAUAGAAGUGAAGAAUAGUCACUUUUGCAUCCAUGGUAGUGUCACUGAAGCAUACGACAAGAACGGAAGAUUUGUGGAAUCGAAAUUCGAGGAGAUAUUCAAGAAGCAUGCUCGCUCACAUCGAAAUGCUCUCACUUACAAGGAACUUCUUCAAUUGCUUAAGUCUAACAGAGACCCUGGAGACUUUGGAGGAUGGAUUGCAGCAUACGGAGAAUGGAAAUUAUUAUAUGAAUUAUGCAAAGAUGAAAAUGGUUUAUUGACGAGAGAGGCAGUAAAAGGCGCCUUCGAUGGCAGCAUUUUCAGAAAAUUGGAGAAAGAACGAUUAUCUUCUUCUCAUAAGAAGAAAGAAAAAAGAAGACAUUAAAUAUUCCCAAAGCCCAUUCAUCCAUCAUCUUCAACGUUACAAAUUAAUAGAUACACUUAUGUGACUAGUGUGUAUCUUAUAUGAAAAUGGUUUGUUGUUGUAAUGCAUUCUUUACAUAAACAUAUAUGAUAUUUUUGUGUUAUAUUCCGAUAAUACCAUUAGAAAA